AUGCUGCGAUACGAUCUUUGGAUUUCAUGUUUGGAUGAUAGCAAACACUCGGUAAAUCCUAGGGCACCGGUGUGGUACCGGCCGAAGGCUCUCCGAUGCUUAAGUAAGUACGGGUUUAAUAAGUUUGAACUGCAGAUCAAUAGGCAGUAUGCCAGUUUCGAUGUGGGACUCUGGGCGUCAGUUGUGAGGCUGCCACGCGUCAGAGGGGGCGAGGUUGCCCUAAUGUUGCGAUCAGUAGGAGUCCCCCAAGUCCCCUUACGAGAGUCCUCGGAAGGGGAUUUGAAGUUGUCUUCGGGAGGAAACACGGCCUUACCGUUCGGUAACCCCGCCUGGGGAAGGGACCAAACUUUGUUCCUUCCGGCAUCAUCAGUUCAGAGGCCGAUGCUGGCGAAGUCAGAAGGUCGCGUCGAGCUGACGGGUGAAGGGACAUCUGAGCGCUUCGACUUCCGCACCUCGCGUGCCGUCUGCUCCCCAUAG
This is a messenger RNA of Prunus armeniaca (apricot), 477 nucleotides long. NCBI's taxonomy places the organism in Eukaryota, Viridiplantae, Streptophyta, Magnoliopsida, Rosales, Rosaceae. The record is from the annotation of a GenBank genome assembly.